Molecule: messenger RNA, 1239 nt
Organism: Naegleria lovaniensis
Lineage: Eukaryota; Heterolobosea; Eutetramitea; Acrasida; Naegleriidae
Exons: 1
Coding region: 1-1239 (412 amino acids)
Source: RefSeq, a predicted model, not a curated record
AUGCAAGAAGAGAGCGUAACUGUAAAGCUGUUCAAUAAUAACAUCAAUCAACAGAACAAUGCAUUAUUGAAUAUUUCUCCAGGUCAUCGUCACGGUACGGAGAUGAGUGACAAGGAGUUUCAGAAAAUGAUAAUGGAUCUGAGGAAAGAACGAAUGAUGCUAGAGAAGAAGAACGCUUUUCAUGAAGAAGAAGAUGUUUUGCACGACUCGGCGUCAAGCACUGGUGAACCACUAUUAACCGAAGCGAAUAACUAUGAAACACAGGCACUAAACGUUCUUCAAAAUUAUAUACUUAAAGAAUUUGAAAACGUCAAAGGUAAGCUGACGAAGGAGGUCCAAGAAUUGGAUAAAUGGGCAAAAAACUCUUUGAUUGAUGAGUCGGGAAAUGGUAUUGAUACGGAAGACCAAAUGAUUCAAGAGGAUGGUUUUUCUCUCAAGUCAGUCUUUUUAGAACAAUACCGAGUUGACAAAAUAUUUCUUGAUAGACUUUCCACGAUAUACAACAAUUUCAAUAAGGAGUAUUUUUCGUUUAGCAAAGCUUCCACUCUGCUCGAACUUCAUAAUUCAACAACCGAAGUAAUUUCAGAGUACCAGAGAAUGUCACAAAAGUUUUCGAAAGCCAUAUCCGAGUCACAAAAUCGAUUGCCCUCUAUUGACGUGACAGAUGCCACUCCAACGACAUUUUCCAACAAGGACUUUUACCAUGACGUUUCAAGCGACGAUGACGAUAGCGAUGACGAGAGUGAAGUGGAACGAGUGGAUGGCACUCUUCUUACAGAUCAUAUUUUAGCAAAUUAUCGAGAAGAUGACGAUGCUUCACCAUCUUAUUCUAUUACCACUAGCUCAACAGUUAUUACGGGACCUUUUAGCCCUCUAAUCACACCUAACACCAACAGACACCCAACUACUGCUAUUUUUCCACACAAAGAUUCGUCGAUUUCAAAUGAUACCAAUGCUGAGACAGAAGAUGCCAGCAUACUCGAUUCCAGCAAUUCUAACAAUGUAAAUAAUAAUAACCAUGAAUCUAUGAAUAGCACUCGUUCUGUGGAAACGGUGUGCCAUCAACACAUGUUACCAAACGAAACGCUUGAUACUCCAGUUUCUUUGACGCCCAUGAAUAACGAUACAGUAGUAAUAGAAUUAUUACACAUCAUUAUUGACCAAAGCAUGGAAAUAUCAAACUCGUUUAACCACACGUACGCGAAAAACUUUUACAAACAUGCUGAUCUUAAUAAAUAA